Chenopodium quinoa (quinoa) is the source of this 1907-nucleotide messenger RNA. Its product is annotated as amino acid permease 6-like. NCBI's taxonomy places the organism in Eukaryota, Viridiplantae, Streptophyta, Magnoliopsida, Caryophyllales, Amaranthaceae. The record is from RefSeq and is a predicted model, not a curated record. Bases 161 to 1621 code for a protein of 486 amino acids. Gene Ontology annotation, cellular component: plasma membrane. The transcript has 7 exons.
GUCUGUUUGGAGACAUCUGAUAAUAGUCCUUGGUUCCAACUCAUGUCUCAUAUCUAAGCACCAGACUAUCAACAAAAGAUACAAAGUCUCAGUUUCCCCCCGCUGGGGCUUAGUUAUUAAAAAUCAAUAACCACCUUGAGUCAAUCAGGAAGAGAAAACAAUGGUUACUCACAACGACGACAACAACAACAAUUUGUACAUAGAGCAAGGCGGCCAUGCCGGAAAUGUUCAUGAUUUCGAUAAGAACCUCGAUGACGAUGGCCGUGCCAAACGAACCGGGACGAUGAUGACGGCAAGCGCGCACAUAAUAACGGCGGUGAUAGGGUCAGGGGUGUUGUCGCUGGCGUGGGCAAUAGCACAGCUAGGAUGGGCGAUUGGACCGACGGUACUGAUAUCAUUUUCAUUUAUUACAUACAUGACCUCGACGAUGCUCGCCGACGCCUACCGCUCACCGGACCCUGUUACCGGCAAGAGAAACUAUACUUACAUGGAAGUUGUCCGAGCAAAUUUAGGUGGCAGGAAAGUCCAACUAUGUGGCCUAGCUCAAUACGUGAAUUUGGUAGGCGUCUCAAUUGGAUAUACCAUUACUGCCUCAAUAAGCAUGGUAGCGGUGAAAAGGUCAAAUUGUUUCCACAAGUACGGGCACCAUGUGAAGUGUAGCACAUCAAACACUCCGUUUAUGAUAAUAUUCGGGUGUAUCCAAAUACUGCUGAGCCAAAUCCCCAACUUUCACGAGCUUUCUUGGCUUUCUAUGGUGGCAGCUAUUAUGUCUUUUGCCUACUCUUCUAUUGGCCUCGCUCUUUCCAUUGCCAAAGUUGCUGGUGGAGGAUUAGGGAGGACAUCAUUAACGGGAGUAACGGUAGGAGUGGACGUGACGGCCGCAGAUAAAGUGUGGAGGUGUUUUCAAGCUAUUGGAAAUAUUGCCUUUGCCUAUGCUUAUUCUAAUGUCCUCAUCGAAAUUCAGGACACACUGAAGUCAUCCCCUCCGGAAAACAAAAUAAUGAAGAAGGCAUCCUUGGUUGGAGUAUCCACCACCAGCCUUUUCUAUAUCCUUUGCGGUUGUUUUGGUUAUGCUGCAUUUGGUAACAAAGCCCCUGGGAAUUUCCUCACUGGAUUUGGAUUUUACGAGCCUUUCUGGCUCAUUGAUUUUGCUAAUGUGUGCAUUGCUGUUCAUCUAGUUGGUGCUUACCAGGUUUUCACCCAACCUGUCUUUAGCUUUGUUGAGACCUGGUCGAAGAAGCAUUGGCCGGAAAACAAAUUUAUAACUAGGGAUCACCCGAUUGAGAUCCCACUUGGCAAUGGAAUCUACUAUUUCAACUGGUUUAGGCUUGUUUGGAGAACGUCUUAUGUGAUAGUAACAGCAAUACUAGCUAUGUUAUUCCCAUUCUUCAACGAUUUCCUUGGGUUACUAGGAGCAUUAUCGUUUUGGCCACUGACCGUGUUCUUCCCUGUUGAGAUGCACAUCUCACAAGCCAAGGUUCCUAAGUACUCGACAAAGUGGGUAGCUCUUAAAACGCUUAGCCUUGUGUGCCUGAUAGUGUCGUUGAUAGCUGCAGCUGGUUCGUUACAGGGACUUAUUGGCUCUGUUAAGAAAUACAAGCCUUUCGAAGCACAAGAAUAAGAGUCUUUGCACUCUUAUGGUACAAUCUGUUGUGAAAACAAGGAGCAAAAAAUGUAAAACAAUAUUCCAAUCAUGGUUGAACUUAAAUCUUUCAUGUAGAUGAGAGCAUUUUAGGUUGUGCCCCGAAAGAAGGUGGCUUUGUAAUAGACAGGUUGUAAGCCUCCUGGCAUGCGUGCCUUUGUUGUGUAAUUAGUGGCGCAAUGCAGGUGAUUGGAAAGUGAAGAUGAACUGGUGUUUUAUGUCUAAAGUCUCUCAACUAUCGAAAAAAAUCCUUAAUCUCAGCUUA